CGCCACGGGCUAACGGAGCCUGCGGGCUGCGCCCCCCGCCCGCGGGCACGCACCCAGGGUCAGAGGCGGAGGUGACUCCACCAGGUUUGUGAGAGACGAUGAAUUUGGCUGAGAUUUGUGAUAAUGCCAAAAAAGGGAGAGAAUACGCGCUUCUUGGGAACUACGACUCCUCUAUGGUAUAUUACCAAGGUGUCAUCCAGCAGAUUCAGAGACACUGUCAAUCAAUCCGAGACCCAGCAGUUAAGGGCAAAUGGCAACAGGUCCGGCAAGAAUUACUGGAGGAAUAUGAGCAAGUAAAGAGUAUUGUCAACACGUUAGAGAGUUUUAAAAUAGACAAACCUCCAGAUAUUCCUGUAUCCUAUCAAGAUGAGCCAUUUAGGGAUCCUGCUGUUUGGCCACCUCCAGUUCCGGCUGAGCACAGGGCUCCACCUCAGAUAAAACGUCCCAACCGAGAAGUUAAACCUUUGAGGAAAGAAUCACCAGGAUUGCAGCCGCGAGGGCCUGUGGGCAGAGCACACCCAAUAUCAAAAAGUGAAAAGCCUGCCAGUAGCCGAGAGAGGGAAUCUAGAGCUAAAGGGAGAGAGGACAAGGGUGUUCUGAUGGUUGGCCCCCCUGGGACUGGCAAAACCAUGCUAGCAAAAGCUGUUGCUACGGAAUGUGGGACAACGUUCUUCAAUGUUUCCUCCUCCACUCUGACGUCCAAAUACAGGGGCGAGUCUGAGAAGCUAGUCCGCCUGUUGUUUGAAAUGGCCAGGUUUUAUGCACCAACAACAAUCUUCAUUGAUGAAAUCGAUUCCAUCUGCAGCCGCAGAGGCACUUCCGACGAACAUGAAGCAAGUCGCAGGGUCAAGUCGGAGCUGCUGGUUCAGAUGGACGGAGUAGGUGGUGCACUAGAAAACGAUGACCCUUCCAAAAUGGUGAUGGUGCUGGCUGCUACAAACUUUCCCUGGGACAUUGAUGAAGCAUUGCGAAGAAGAUUAGAGAAACGGAUUUAUAUACCUCUGCCAACAGCAAAAGGCAGAGCAGAGCUGCUUAAGAUUAAUCUUCGGGAAGUAGAGAUGGAUCCUGAUAUACACCUCGAAGAAAUUGCUGAGAAGAUUGAAGGCUACUCUGGUGCUGAUAUAACUAAUGUUUGCAGGGAUGCCUCUUUGAUGGCAAUGAGACGGCGCAUUAACGGCUUAACCCCAGAAGAGAUCCGUGCACUUUCUAAAGAGGAACUUCAGAUGCCUGUUACCAAGGGGGACUUUGAGCUGGCUCUGAAGAAAAUCUCCAAGUCUGUUUCAGCUGCAGACCUGGAGAAGUAUGAAAAAUGGAUGGCGGAGUUUGGAUCUGCUUAACCUCAGUGACGUCUCUUCUGUGCUAUAGUUUUUUUUAAUCUUUUCCUGUUGUAAACUGUAAAAUGAGUUAGAAAUAUUUUAAAAGGUUUAAUAAAAGGUUUGAUAUUUUUUUUCAUCUCGUGACAAGA
Molecule: messenger RNA, 1465 nt
Organism: Terrapene triunguis (Three-toed box turtle)
Lineage: Eukaryota; Metazoa; Chordata; Testudines; Emydidae
Product: katanin p60 ATPase-containing subunit A-like 1
Exons: 9
Coding region: 99-1337 (412 amino acids)
Biological process (GO): microtubule severing
Cellular component (GO): microtubule cytoskeleton
Molecular function (GO): ATP hydrolysis activity; ATP binding
Source: RefSeq, a predicted model, not a curated record